This is a messenger RNA of Phytophthora nicotianae INRA-310, 477 nucleotides long. RefSeq lists its product as hypothetical. Lineage: Eukaryota; Oomycota; Peronosporomycetes; Peronosporales; Peronosporaceae. The transcript has a single exon. The coding region runs from base 1 to 477 and encodes 158 amino acids. The record is from RefSeq and is a predicted model, not a curated record. Gene Ontology annotation, cellular component: membrane.
AUGAGUGGAUCUACAGAGCUGAAGACCUAUAUCGUCUGUUCCUUCAUUCUCUACCUCAAGUUUGUCAUCGCCACUGGAAUUCAAGCCACCAAGACUUUUGACGCAGGAUGUCGACCACCUGAGGACAAGUAUUUGGCUCUUGCCCAAGGCCGACGAGAGCAGAACUACGGAAUGUUCAGUGACGAAAACGACGCAGAACUCUUGAAGGCACGCGCAAUCGAGCACCGCUGGAAGCGUAUCAUUCAGAACGACCUCGAGUCCAUCCCUCUGGCAUUGCUGGUGUUCCUCGGAGGUGUGUUCGCCGGCGGUAACAAGGAGCUAUUCGUCAUCUGCCUGGCUGUCUACACCUCUGUGCGUUGUUUCCACACGUACGCAUACGCCAACAUGCUGCAGCCACAUCGCGCGUGGUGCUGGCGCAUCGGUGUACUCAUGAUCAUCACCAGCGGCGUCAACUCCAUCGUCGGCGUCUUCAAUUAA